CUUGAAGCUCUUACUCCUUUUACCUGCCCUUCUUUGUCUGUCCAUCUGGUUCCCUCUGUUCUCUCUCAAUUUUACAAUUAUGGGUUCUCUUAAAUUCCAAUUAGCUCAAAUGGGUUUCAAUCAAACUCGCCAAGUUCGCAAACCCCAACUCAGUGCAUUGAAGAUCACCUGUGGAUUGAGAAACGGACCCAGGGGACCGUUGUGGAGGUCAAGGAUACUGUCCACAGAAGCCAUACAAACAGUUCAGUCUCUGAAGUUAGCAAAAUCCCCAGCUAAAUUAGAGGAAGUUUUCAAUACCAGACUCAGUAGACUAUUGAAGGCUGACUUGUUGGAUACAUUCAAUGAAUUACGAAGGCAAAAUGAAUUGGACUUGGCCCUCAAGGUGUUUGGAUUUUUGAGAAAGGAAGUGUGGUAUGAACCAAAUCUAUCCUUGUUCAGUGACAUGAUAUUGAUGUUUGGAAAGAACAAACAGAUUAGAAUGGUUGAAGGGAUUUUUUCUGAACUAAUUAAAGAAGGCCUGAAACCGGACACCAGAGUUUACACUGAGCUGAUCGGAGCAUAUUUCAAAGUGGAGAUGAUAGAGAAGGCAAUGGAGACAUAUGAACUAAUGAAAGCAUCAGGUUGUGUCCCAGAUAGGUUAACCUUCGCCAUUUUGUUAAGAAGCCUUGAAAAGGGGGGAAAAGAAGAGCUUGCAGCCACAGUAAAGGAAGACUGCACAGAAUACUUGGACUACCCUAAGAAAUUUCUUCUAGAAGUGGCAAGGACAUAUCCAAACCGGAGGUCACUAAACCUUGUUUGAACGCAUGUUCAUCUCAAAGUUCGAAUUGAGUUUGUAACAGGCAAUGGGCAAGCUGAUGACACUGGUGAUGAAUCAAGGUUUGCAGCAAAGCCAGAGAAAUGAGGUAGAAGUUAUGUUUUGACCAAAUUGUGGGUAAAUUUAAGAUACUACAUUUAUACGAAU
Messenger RNA from Ilex paraguariensis (yerba mate), 961 nucleotides. The record is from the annotation of a GenBank genome assembly. Lineage: Eukaryota; Viridiplantae; Streptophyta; Magnoliopsida; Aquifoliales; Aquifoliaceae.